CAGGGCUGGACCUUUCGUGAGGCGCAUGUGGCGGUUGAUUAUUUGGGGCCAUAAAAUUGGAAACCCUCUCUAGGGCCCACUGUCCAGCCGCCACCCCCUCGCCCUCUGCAAACCUGGCUCGCCCCUGCGCUUCUCCCCCUCUCGCUUUGGCUCGCUGCCCGGCCUUUGUCUAGCUCCGUCACUCCUGCCCUCGCCCUCGCUCUCGCCUCUCGCUGCUCGCCUGCUCCGUCGACCGUCGCUCGCUGCCUCUCUCUCGCUCCAUCGCUCGGUCCGUCGGUCGCUCGCCCUCGCCGGCUCGCCUCGCCCUCGUGGCCGGUGGGCGGUGGCUCGCUCUCCGUCGCUCGCUGCCUCUCUCUCGCUCCGUCGCAGUUUCGCACCCUCGCCGGCUCUCCCUGGUGGCCGGUGGCUCGCUGCUCUUGCGUCUUGCCUCUUGCUCCGUCGCUCGCUGUCGCUGGUCGAUCGCUGCCUCUCGAUUGCCGAUUGGCUCAUCACUCAUCACUCAUCAGAUUCAGUCUUUCAGAUCUGCUUCUCAGAGGCUCUGACUCCAGUCUCCAGAUCUGCUUCAACUUUCUUUCUAUCCGACUUCUUAAUUAGCGGUCCAUUCUAUUUUCAGUGGCUAAGUCAAAUUAAAGCCUUUUUACCAUAAUACAUUGAAAGGGAAUCAAUUUUGAACUACCAGAGCAGGCUCCCCUGAAUUUGGUUUGAAAGAUUUUUUCUUGUAAGGCAAUUGAUAGAUGGCUUUGAGGCGUUUUUUCGGGUUUUCUGAUGGGGAACUGAUGAGAUCAGAUGCAAAACCUUGUUCCAGAUUAAUGCGACAAACUGCUGGAAUUUUUACUGUUGGAGGAGCAUUGGGAUUUUGGGUUCUCUGCCGUUUGCAUUAUGGUCCUCGAAUCACAGUUCCCAGGAGCCUUAGGUGGGCAGCAUGUGGGGCUGUCUCAGUAAGCUCGACCUCUGCUUUAUUAGUCCGCCUCUUCUGUCCUGAAUGUGAACCCCAGAAUAUUGCUGCUUAUGAUAAUAAAAAAUGAUGCUUGUCUUUUUUGGUUUUGAAUUAUGAUAUGUGAAAUGACCUUUAGUCCCUCAAGAAGGUGAUGGCAUUACCAUUUCCACAGAAACGGCAGAAUUAUCUCUUGUUACUAACAUGUGAAGCAUUUCUCAUUAGUGAGUGUAACCUUUAUUCAAAAAAUGGAUAAAUUGUCAGAAACUCAUUUUAACUUGGGAUGGUAGUGUGAUAUGUUUUGAUUUGCCUAAUUAAUGCAAAGGCUCCAUGCGCAUGUAUGCACUA
Diospyros lotus (date-plum) is the source of this 1282-nucleotide messenger RNA. RefSeq lists its product as uncharacterized. The record is from RefSeq and is a predicted model, not a curated record. Lineage: Eukaryota; Viridiplantae; Streptophyta; Magnoliopsida; Ericales; Ebenaceae. Bases 735 to 1025 code for a protein of 96 amino acids. The transcript has 3 exons.